AUAGUCAUAUAUAAAUAUAUAUUAUUUCAGAUUGUACCUAGAGUACCAAGCUUUGCACAACUAUUUUCAAUACAUGUGCGAUACAUGGAUAAGGGUAUUGCAGUAGUAUUUAUUUUGUGUGAAGCCAGAACACAAUUAGUUUAUAAAUCCAUAUGGAAAGAAAUUAUAAAAUUGGCGCCUAAUCUACAAUGUAAUUUGCGUUUCAUAAUGAUGGAUUAUGAAAAAGCAUCGAUGAACGCUGUCCAUGAACAGUUUCCUCAUGCAUCUCUACGAGGCUGUUGGUUUCAUUACUGUCAAGCUGUUCUUAAAAAGUGGAAACGAUUAGGACUUUUGAAAGCACCAUAUAAAAUAGUAUCCAUGGCAAUGACAUUAGCAUUAACACCAUCAGAAAUGUUUGCAGAAGGUUUAAACCUCAUGCAGACAAUUGUUGAUGAAGAAUCUGAAAAUUAUCCUAACGUAUUGGUCUUUUUGAGAUAUAUGAGAAACACAUGGCUUCCAAUAUCAAAAAAUAUAAGUGUAUAUGGAUGCCCAAUUAGGACUAACAAUCUUGUGGAAUCAUUUCAUAGUAUUAUGUUGAAAAAAAUGCAUACGGUUCAUCCAAAUUUUUGGACAUUCUUAGAUAAUAUUUCCAAAUUAAUUAUGGAUCAGGAAAUUAAUUAUAACCGUUUAAUAAAUGGCCUACAAUUAUCAAGGGAUCGUAAUCCGUUUAACGAGUCUAAAAAUAAAAAAAUUGAAAAAGCACAAUAUUAUUUAUCCAGUGGUAUCUAUUCAUUGAAAGAAUUUUUGCAGUUAUUUAGUAAGGAAAAUUUACGUAAGCAACAAAGAAUAGCAUUAUUGAUAGAUGAUGAUAAUGAAAUGGAGAUUUGUGCUGACUUAUAUAAAGAAGGUGAUGUCGAUGCAGAUACUAAAAAGGAAUAUCAAAAAUGCCAAGUCGUUAUUCAGAAGCUAAACGUACAAACCAAGACAAAACGCCAACAGAAACGAAAACCGUUAUUUACUAUUAAUUCUAAUAACACAAAUAUUCCAGCCAAAUCGAUUAAAUAUCAAUAACAAUUAUAAAAAAAACACGAAAAUUAAAAAGAAACAAGAAAAAGAAAGUAUCUAAAAGAAAAUAUCAAAACAACAAAAGCCAAAAGCUUCCCAAUAUAAAGUUGUAUUAUUGUUAUAAAACCUGUUCUUUAAGCUAAAAGAUUUAAUUAUUUGAUAAAACAUUUAACGUGAUAGAUUUGUUUAAGAAAAGUAUUAAUUAGAUAGAUUUCAAUUUUAUAAGUUCUUCGUUAGCUUUUUUUUAUUACUACACGUUGUUUUGUUUCAUAUUGCGUAGUAAUGUGUAAUGUAGUACACACACUAGUUCUAAUCAUACUGCAAUAUAAAGUGAAAAAUUAGUUGCAAAAUAAUUGUUAAGUAUGUUGGUUCAAUACUUUAUAACAUAUUCAAAGUACAACAGUAUUUUUCACGCUUUUUAAGAGGAAUAUUAAUUUGCUGGAUGUUAUUGUUUUAAGUUUAAUUAGUUUUUCAACAGUUUUUAUUAAAACACGUUGCGAUUUGUUUUAUAUUGCGUUGUAAUUUGAUAUGUGAUAAUAAUUAUAUUACAAUAUAAGGUGCAAAAUUAGUUAUUACAUACGUUGGUUUAAAUAUUUCAUAACAUAUUGUACAACAGUAUAUUGCGUUGCAAUAAUUAGUAAUGUGAUACAUAAUAGUCGUAAUCGUUACGAAGCUCGCAGUGACAAAUUGAUGUGUUGUAACUUUAAUAAAAAGAAUAUGUACCAUCUUCUAAGCAAGCAUAUUUCUAGUGUUUACUUAGUGUUUGUAUGUUACAUUUAAAUAAUUAAAAAUUAUACUAUUUCUUGCA
Molecule: messenger RNA, 1852 nt
Organism: Solenopsis invicta (red fire ant)
Lineage: Eukaryota; Metazoa; Arthropoda; Insecta; Hymenoptera; Formicidae
Exons: 7
Coding region: 85-1050 (321 amino acids)
Source: RefSeq, a predicted model, not a curated record